Lepus europaeus (European hare) is the source of this 1443-nucleotide messenger RNA. Its product is annotated as glutathione S-transferase Yc. Gene Ontology annotation, biological process: glutathione metabolic process; xenobiotic metabolic process. Gene Ontology annotation, molecular function: glutathione transferase activity. The record is from RefSeq and is a predicted model, not a curated record. Lineage: Eukaryota; Metazoa; Chordata; Mammalia; Lagomorpha; Leporidae. Gene Ontology annotation, cellular component: cytosol; extracellular exosome. Bases 179 to 844 code for a protein of 221 amino acids. The transcript is spliced from 7 exons.
UUAGCUGUCCCUGCACACCCCCAUGAGUGUGGUUUUUCCCUAACUGGACUCUCCAGUCUUUCUGGGGGAAGGACUUUUUGAAAGGAAUAAAUAGCUGCACAACACAUCAGGAACUCUAUUGAGUUUUGGGGCCAAGAGCACCGAAACCUUUCACUAGGGAAACCAGGAAACCACUACUAUGGCAGGGAAGCCCAAGCUUCACUACUUCAAUGCACGGGGAAGAAUGGAGUCUAUCCGGUGGCUCCUGGCUGCAGUUGGGGUAGAGUUUGAAGAGAAACAUAUGAAAACUCGAGAAGAUCUGGAAAAGUUAAGAAAAGAUGGGGUAUUGAUGUUCCAGCAAGUGCCCAUGGUUGAGAUUGAUGGGAUGAAGCUGGUGCAGACCAGAGCCAUUUUCAACUACAUUGCAAACAAACACAACCUGUAUGGGAAAGACAUAAAGGAGAGAGCCCUGAUUGAUAUGUAUACAGAAGGCAUAGUAGAUUUGAAUGAAUUGGUUCUUAUUCAUCCAUUCCUUCCACCGGGGGAACGAGAGGCAAGCCUUACUCAGAUCAAAGAUAAAGCAAAAAACCGUUAUUUUCCUGCCUUUGAAAAGGUGUUGAAGAGCCACGGACAAGACUACCUUGUUGGCAACAGGCUGAGCAAGGGUGACAUUCUCCUGGUUGAACUUCUCUACAACGUGGAAGAGCUCGACCCCAGUGCGAUCACCAGCUUCCCUCUGCUGCAGGCCCUGAAAACCAGAAUCAGCAACCUCCCCACUGUGAAGAAGUUUCUGCAGCCUGGCAGCCAGAGGAAGCCGCCUGUGGAUGACAAAUGCAGAGAAGAAGCAAAAAACAUUUUCCAUUAAGUAAAGAAGGCAAAGAUACCAAGCACAAGCAAGACCAGCCUCUAACCCCCUGCAACGAUGAAGUACUUUAAAUAAAUAGUGAUCCUGAUUGUCAUAAGGCAUAUUUCGUUUUCUAAGUAUUGUGUAAAUUUAAUUAAAAACCAACCAUGUAGGCUGGCGCCGCGGCUCACUAGGUUAAUCCUCCGCCUUGCGGCGCCGGCACACCGGGUUCUAGUCCCGGUCGGGGCACCGAUCCUGUCCCGGUUGCCCCUCUUCCAGGCCAGCUCUCUGCUGUGGCCAGGGAGUGCAGUGGAGGAUGGCCCAAGUCCUUUGGGCCCUGCACCCCAUGGGAGACCAGGAGAAGCACCUGGCUCCUGCCAUCGGAUCAGCGCGGUGCGCCGGCCGCAGUGCGCCUACCACGGCGGCCAUUGGAGGGUGAACCAACGGCCAAAGGAAGACCUUUCUCUCUGUCUCUCUCUCACUGUCCACUCUGCCUGUCAAAAAAAAAAAAUCAACCAUGUAGAUUUAGUUGCAAUGCAUGGUACUUGGUUUUGAUCAAAUACAAAAUUAUGAGCACCCACUAGGAUGUCCCUUUGAACUUAAAUAAAAGAAAAAAGUUA